This is a messenger RNA of Rattus rattus (black rat), 545 nucleotides long. It is a transcript of the gene C9H5orf47, whose product is annotated as chromosome 9 C5orf47 homolog. Lineage: Eukaryota; Metazoa; Chordata; Mammalia; Rodentia; Muridae. The record is from RefSeq and is a predicted model, not a curated record. The transcript has 4 exons. Bases 1 to 498 code for a protein of 165 amino acids.
AUGCUUCCCACUCGCAGCCGGCAAAGGCCAGAUGGGCCUCGCUUGAUCUACGUGACCCGCUUCGCCUCACACCGCCAUGGCGUGUGGCAGUUGAGGGGCCUCCGAGGUUUCGGCCAUCGAGGCCCAGGAUUCGAGGCCCGCUGUGCCUUAAAGCAAGCAGCGGUGGAGCCCGAGCCCCCGGGAGGAGAGCAGCCCACCGGUUCCCAGGCCGGGGUCACCGAAAGCCCAGAUUCUGCCUCUUUCCAGUGGACGUCGAGAGCGCCCAGGGACCGGGAGCGAGCAGCGCGGGCAGGUGUAAACCAGAAAAAUGCAACGAAAGAGUUUGAUUUCCCCAUACAACUGAAUGAAGCCUCCAAACUAAUGAAGGCGAGGAAAAAGGCCUCUGUGUGGAACAAAGUACAUCAGGUCAUUUCCAGAAUGAUUGCAGAAAAUGAAAAAUACAGACAGAGACUGAAGUGCCACAAUUUAUCUAGUGAUAUUCCAGUUACUACAAGAUGAAUGCGAACCUUCCUGUCUUCUCUGGUGAGAGUCCACUGAGAUCCCUG